AUGAUCAACGGGUGUAUCUUCCAGGUCAUUCUCCUGCUGUGCUUCUCCACCAUGGUUCUUUCUGGCAGCUAUAGCUUGCUUCGACUGCAGAAAAGCAGUUUGGCAUGCCAGAAGCUCCUGGCACAAUUGAAUGGAAGGCCUGAACAUUGCCUCAAUGACAGAAUCGACUUCAAGUUACCUGAAAAGAUUAAACACCUGCAACAAUUCCAGAAGGAAGACGCUGCCUUUGCUGUCUAUGAGAUGCUGAAGAACAUCUUGGAAGUUUUCAGAAGGGAUACCUCUAACACUGGAUGGGAUGCAGCCAUCAUCAAAAACCUUUUCACCGAACUUCAUCAGCAGAUGGACCAUCUGGAGACAAUCUUGGAAAGAAAAAUGGAAGAGGAAAAAUUAACCUGGAGAAAUAUCAGGACCAUUCUGCAGGUGAAAAGCUAUUAUUGGAGGAUCUUGAGAUACUUGAAGAACAAGGAGUACAGCAGCUGUGCCUGGACAAUAGUCCGAGUGGAAACCCUCAGGAACUUUUCCCUCAUGAACAGUGUUGCAGAGAGCUUGGAGAACUGA
Perognathus longimembris pacificus (Pacific pocket mouse) is the source of this 558-nucleotide messenger RNA. It is a transcript of the gene Ifnb1, whose product is annotated as interferon beta 1. The transcript has a single exon. Gene Ontology annotation, biological process: response to exogenous dsRNA; B cell differentiation; defense response. NCBI's taxonomy places the organism in Eukaryota, Metazoa, Chordata, Mammalia, Rodentia, Heteromyidae. Gene Ontology annotation, molecular function: cytokine activity; type I interferon receptor binding. The record is from RefSeq and is a predicted model, not a curated record. Gene Ontology annotation, cellular component: extracellular region. Bases 1 to 558 code for a protein of 185 amino acids.